This is a messenger RNA of Striga asiatica, 933 nucleotides long. The record is from the annotation of a GenBank genome assembly. NCBI's taxonomy places the organism in Eukaryota, Viridiplantae, Streptophyta, Magnoliopsida, Lamiales, Orobanchaceae.
AUGGAUAGAAGGAAAAUCACCCCGCCUCCAAUCAGUUCACCUCGCCGGCAUAAAUCGCAGCACCCGUCAACCGCCACGUCCUCAUCGUUGUCACGCGAGCCGUCCGCGAGGAACCCCUGUUCGCCGAGCUCAGCCAACCGUCGCCGAGAAAUUCUAUUCCACAGCCUCUGCGAACAGAUCCGUCGUGAGCUUCUCUCCUCGCCGCGGCCGCCUCGAACUCUCGAACACCUCCGUCCGUCCCGUGGCGAGCUUCUCUUCUUGCCGGCGUCUCACAACAGCCUUCACACUGACGUGACGAGUCCACCAGCGACUGCCCUUGUUCGAAUAGAACCCCGCCCCCGAAGGCUGACCGAGCCACCGCAAGUCUUAGCCGAGCCCCGUCGAGGAAAGCCGCGAUCCGUCAACAACCUCCGUCAGCGAGAAUGCUCGGGAAACCGCCACAGCACCCUCCGGCCACCGCUACAGCGCCUCGCCGGUUCCGAGCAGCAACCGAGCAGUCGAGGAGACUCGAGCAGUUCGGGCCGUGAGCAGCGGGCCACUGGGUUGCAGCAAUUCGAGGAGUUGUCCCAGAACCGAGAGCCUGCUAGUCUAGCCUUUGUCCAUUUCCUUUUCGAAACUUUGAAGAGACCCGAGUCAACUAAUGAGCCACUUUUGAGCUAUAAAAAUCUCUUUCACUUUCGCACGACCUCGCCGGCUCAACCUCUGCACGACCUCCGAUCUCCGCAGACGACUUUGUCGGCUCCGCACGACCUCCGACAUCAUCCUGUGGCCACCUCGCCGGCUCUGCACGACCUCGCCGGCUCUGCUCGACCUCGCCGUUCCUCUGCAGCUUCUCACCGGAAAAAGCGUCUUUACGGGUGGAAGCUCGUCAUUGUCGGCGUCCGAAAACCCGUCAAAUCCAUAGCAUCAUUCUUGAAAAGAUGUCUGCCCCGU